UUUUACGAAACGCAUCUGGUUUGUUCUCUUCGGCUCGCCGUAGCGGCAUGAUUUUGAAAAUGGCGGAGAAGAAAAUCGCAGUGCGCUCUCAGGACCCGAGUCAGCGGCGUGUGCUGGAUGUAGCGACCCGGCAGAGGAGGCUCACUCGCCAGCUCGAGGCACUGGAGAAGGACAACUUUCAGGACGACCCGCACGCGAGUCUCCCGCCGCCGGUCAAGCGCCUGCCGCAUUUCGACGAGAGCGAUGAACCCGGAAAACGGAGGAAAAAAACCAGAGGCGACCAUUUCAAGCAGCGCUUCCGGAAGAACUUCCAGGCCCUGCUCGAGGAGGAGGACUUGAGUGUGAGCGAUGGUCCGAACUACCUGACAGCCUGCGCCGAGCCGUCAAAACUCCCCCAUCGUCACUUCUGCGCCAUCUGCGGCUUCCCUUCCAACUACACCUGCGUGUCCUGCGGCGCUCGCUACUGCUGCGUACGCUGCCUGACGACACAUCACGAGACACGGUGUCUAAAGUGGACCGUAUGAUCGAUCGCAGUCCACAGAUGAAAGAAUCGCAUUAGAUCGCCUUAGAAUUAAAACCCUGUAUUAACCUACAGCGCUGUUGGUUCCAAAACCCUGGUUUUUGAUGUACGAGUGUGUCGUGAAGAGAACCGAGUUCGGGAUGAAGCACCUACAGUGGUGAGAACAAUAACUGUGAAACUAUGAUCUGAUUUUCUAAAACCGACGACGUCGAUGUAUAAAAAUAAACCAUGGCGGUACGACUGCAGCUGAACGGGAUCGUGUUUCCUCCAACAGCGCCGGAUUUACUCCCAGAAACCCACCUAACGGUUAGAAAUCCAGAGAAACACGUUCUGAAGAUGUCUUUCGUUCCCAGUGUGUAACGGAAAUCGUACGGAGGGUGUGUUUACAUGGUGUAAAUAGCCAUCAGUGGUUUUUUCUGCAGUCUAGCUGAAGGCCUGUACAGACUAAACCUUUCGCUUGUUAAGACUUUUGUUUUGUUGCUUUACCGAUGCUGAAAUAACACACGUGAAUAUAUACUAUAAUAAAUACACUUGUCUUCUC
Molecule: messenger RNA, 1061 nt
Organism: Silurus meridionalis
Lineage: Eukaryota; Metazoa; Chordata; Actinopteri; Siluriformes; Siluridae
Gene: znhit1
Product: zinc finger, HIT-type containing 1
Exons: 5
Coding region: 48-524 (158 amino acids)
Biological process (GO): chromatin remodeling
Cellular component (GO): Swr1 complex
Molecular function (GO): nucleosome binding
Source: RefSeq, a predicted model, not a curated record